Haemonchus placei is the source of this 999-nucleotide messenger RNA. Lineage: Eukaryota; Metazoa; Nematoda; Chromadorea; Rhabditida; Trichostrongylidae. The record is from the annotation of a GenBank genome assembly.
AUGAUUCGCUCACGCCUACCGAAGCUAGAAGUACCGGGAUUGUCAUUUCACGAGUACUUUUUCAAAUCGACUAGAAAAUUCGCUGACGACUUGGCCAUGAUCAACAAUGACACGAAGGAGCAGUUCACGUUCGCUGAUUUGACAACCAAAGCGAAAUUCAUUGGAAAGGCUUUGGUGGCAAUGGGAGUCGAACGUGGAGAGGUAGUAAUGCUGUGCAUGGAAAAUUCUCCUCAAGCUGUAUACCUCUUUCUCGCAGUAUCACUAGCUGGGGCUGUAGCAUGUACUUUAUCACCUAAACUAAAUGCAGAUGAAAUGCAGUUCCAAAUCGUGGAAUCCGACUGCCGAAUAGCAUUCGCUGAUCCGAUGGCUAUUCCUGAAAUACAGAAAGUAUUCCGUACAAUCAACAAGCCUCAUCGGAUCCUGUGUACUGGUGCACGAGAACUGGCUGACGGUUAUCCAAUAAUCGAAGAUCUUCAAUUUGUUGGUGACUCCAGGGCCAGCAAAGACGUCGUUCUGCCCCGAAUACAACCACGUCACGACAUUGUUUACUUGCCGUUCUCGAGUGGAAUUCAUGGCAAACGUAAAGGCAUCCUUACCACCCAUUACGUAAUGAAUGCUAAAACUAUGAUCUCUUUUAACUCUAACUCCUAUAUUCAUCCUGAACAUGGUGAAUAUACGGUAGCUAUGUUGCCUUUUCAUCGGCAACUCGGUCUCGAAACAAUAUUUAUUUCAUUAUUGGCUGGAGCUACGGUAGUUACCGUAUCCAACUUCUGUGUACAUACACUUAUGACAUGUAUAGACAGGUUCAAGGUAAGAACCCUUUAUCUCAGCCCUAUGAUAAUGUCAAUGAUGAUCAAUGAAGCUGAAAAUCACGAAUACUCAUUGGAAGACUUACGAACGGUCAUUAAUGGUAGCGCGGCUGUUUCCAAAGACCUGUUCGAUGAUUUCCGAGAAACGUUUCCGUUUGUCAGGAAUAUUAUCUCAAGUGGGUUCAGCUGA